This is a messenger RNA of Babesia microti strain RI, 468 nucleotides long. RefSeq lists its product as hypothetical. The transcript is spliced from 3 exons. Lineage: Eukaryota; Apicomplexa; Aconoidasida; Piroplasmida; Babesiidae. The record is from RefSeq and is a predicted model, not a curated record. Bases 1 to 468 code for a protein of 155 amino acids.
AUGAGUAUAGUUACAAAAUUGACAAAUUUAUAUGAGAGAAUAUUAUCAGAACCGUGUGCAUUUCCUAGACAUAUACAAUUGUUGCACGAAAAAGCGUCUGCUGUGAGAGAUGAUCGUACCAAGUGUGGUAUUAAUCAAUCUUCUAUAACAAAACAUUUGGCAUUGGAACAGACUAGGAAGGUUAUAUAUGCUUUGACAAGAUUAGAUAGUUCCGAGUACUUACUAUUGGCAUCUAGAGACCCAGCUGCUAUAGAUUUUAUUCACCUGUCUACUUUAACUCAUUCAAUUAAUAAUCUUACUAGAGAAGGUAUAAUUUAUGGAAAUAAAUUUAAUGCAUUGAUGUGGAUUAGGAGACAGGGUGUACAUAAUUUGAUCAUUUAUCUUUUGGAAAGCAUUGAUUGUAAAGAUAUAAAGUUUAAUAGACUCGGGAAAGUUAGAUUAUCAUUUUGGAAUAGGAUACUGAAGUGA